AUGACUUGGCAUGCUCAACUUGUCCUGGUGCUGGCCCUGGUCUGCCUGGUGAAUGCCUCGUGCUCCGGCAGGUCAGACGCUUGUUCCUCCAACCCAAUCCUUGUGCGAAGAGUCAAUACUCUUAACUUUCAACCCGAAUCAUGUAACCUCAAGUGGAAGUUGGGCUGUACGAGGCCCGACAAGAAUGGCGGCAAGGAGCAGAAACCGCCGCCCUACCCCCUAUGCACCACAUGGGACUACCCAUCCGGAUUGCUGCCUGUUGAUUCCUACACACUAUCGUUACAGGCAAAUACCUUCAGUAAAGGCUCCGCCAAUGCCACGCUACACGGCUUAUGGCCAGGAUCAGUUGGUGGCAAAGGUGCCAAGAAUCAGCCUUACGGGUGUCGUAACGGCGAGGAGUUCGAUGAGACGAUCCCCAAGACCUUCCACGACCUGCUGAAAUACUUUUGGCCCACAAAUCCAGAGUUCAAGAACACAAUGCAGUGCUUUAUCUUGUCUGAAUGGAUGAAGCAUGGCACCUGCGCAGUAAUUCCUGGUGCUGACGGCGAAGCCUUCAGGCUGUCACAAGAGUCAUACUUCCGUACGGCGUUUGUGUUAGCCAACGAGUUCAACGCAAACAUAGCUCUGCAAGAGCAACUCAAGGCACCAACGCCGAUGACAGAUAUGGAGCCGCUUAUUACCACUCGCUGCGUGCAGUGCGCGUACCUAGCAACAGUGGGCUGGGAAGGGACAGAUGUGGCAAGCGUUCCACGUAUGUCAGCGGACUGUAUCGACACGUGCUUUGCUUGUGGUAAGGACUGGGACAGGUGCCCUCCUGCACAGCUAGAAAGCACUGUUGAAUUGGAUCCCAGCAAUGCACCACCGAAUGAGAGUGGCAGUGGUAGUGAUGGACCCGCAAGCUUCCGGUCACUAGACUUUGCUGUGCCAGGCCUUGUCAACAGUGAGAACAUUUCCCCGUGGGAGGGCACUUGGCGCUCGUUUGGAGCCGAGCAGCUGGGCUCCGGCAAGUUCGAAUUUGCGCAGACCUUUACCGAUACCACCAUGACCGUCACUACAGACAGUCCAUAUCCCCAGACGUGCAACUAUGAGAGACGUGGACCUGGGGAGCUGGUACUUAAAUGUGGCAGCAAUAACUCCCACCUGGAGGAGUGUCUAGUACAGAGACUGCCAGACGUUGGCGGGCUUGAAGCGGCCUUUCUAGCAUGCAACCACACUGGGGCCCCGGCGCCGGGAAGUUUCUUCACUGCUAUGGAUACGCCUGGGUGCGGUAACUUUCUCAUGUUCCGUUGCAAGGCAUCAGCAGCAGGUUGUUCCUUUUCUCCAGAUGUUGUGUCAGCAGACGACAGUAAGGCGACAAAGCCUAAUGCCGGGGCUGAGUCUGACUCCAAACCCAGCUAUAUUAGCCACUCCCACCCGGGCAUCGCUGGAUCACCACUCAAGCUUCUGGGAACAUGGCGCACGCUCCAGGUGUCGAGCCACUAUGAAAAGGGCCUUGCACGGUGGAACUUCACUUCCGACGGCCAGGCAUCGAUGGAGUGGCCGAACUACCCCAGCCGCGGUGUUACACGUUACUCUGUCUCGCACUCUCAGGAAGAUCCCAGCCGAGUUCUCCUCGCCGAUGCCACCGGCGCUAUUACCAACUGUCGCUUCAGGUUUCAAUAUCAGCCUGUAUACUCCUACGCAACACUGGAUUGUGAUGCACCAGACCAACAGGCAGGAGACAAGAAGAGCUCGCAACAUACAAAAUGGGCCAUGGGUCGAUGUAACCCUUGCAGUGCCUCAUGUCGCUAUUCAUGCGGUCCUGAGAAUGAUAUGUGCGGUGUUGGAUCUUGCGACCCGGCCGAGUCUACGGAAACAGAGCAUGCUGGUGCCUCGCUACCAGCCAAAGACGGUCAUAACUGGUGCACUCCAGAAGACUCCAGCUGCUGGCCCACGAAGACGGCCAUCCUCAAUCUGGAGCAGGCGCUGGAUCCUACAGUACCAAGACUUGGACUUCAAUGGAACAACUACCCACAACCGCAGCCAGCGCCAGUACCAAUGGGCUCCAUCAAAAACCAGUCAUUCUAUGGUCUAGGUAGCCAAGGACUGAAAGCGUUGUACUACUACGAAGACAUCAAUGAGAUGCAGCGCCCUUGCUACAGUGCAUCUGGUGAUGUUAAGAUUUGGAACGACGUGUCGGAUAUGUGUAAAGCGGCACUUCACCAGAACGAGUACCGUGAUUGGAACCCUUUUAUCGUCGUCUUUCCGCUCAAUGAGCGUCAUGUUGCUGCUGCCCUCACGUUUGCCGCGCAGCACCGACUGUGCAUCGCCACUGCUGGCACAGGCCACGAAUACAACAGCCGUAACUCAUGCCCAACUGGUGGCAUACUCAUCCGCACAAUCCUGCUUAAGGAUAAGACAUUUAUACCUACCUGGAACCAAGACCCUACCAUCGCCCCUGCUGGCGCGUUCCGCUUUGGUGCCGGUUCUAUCUUUGCUGAGAUGCACGCCUACUCAGCCAAGUAUGAUCGCGUUGUCGCAUCGGGUUGGUGCUCCACUGUUGGCAUGGUUGGCUUCCAUCUCGGUGGUGGCCAUGGACCAUUUGCACCGUCUAUGGGUCUUGGUGUUGAUAACCUGCUGGAGAUUGAAGUUCUUCAGGUCGGCAGUGAUGCCCAAGACAAUCCCGUUGUCCACAAGAAGAUCGCCAGUCGUCAAGAGAAUCCACAGCUCUUCUGGGCCAUGCGCGGUGGCGGUGGUGGUGUCUGGGGUGUUAUCCUCUCUAUGACCAUCCGCGCUCAUGAGGUACCCGAUGGCGGCCUCAACCGUGUCUUCAUCUCCCAGAAGGGCAAUUUCUGCCCAGGCCCACGAGACUUCGGUUACGAGUGGCUCCGCGACAUGUGGGUUCGCUUUGCAGCGUGGCAGCUCAAGCUCAACCACAAGGUUAGCACACAGCCCGCCUUCUUCAUCAACACCACCGACUACAAGAAUGGUGAUCUUUGCAAAGUCACCUGGAGCUUCAACUUUGAGUAUUUCUAUGCUGGUGGCCAGAAAGAAGAGGACUAUAAGCUGUUCCGUGAUGGUCUCCAACACGUCCUGAAGAACUACACGGCACAGGAGGACAGGUAUGAGUCGGCUUAUGAGUACCUCCUCUCUAUGCCCGCCAACAAGUUUUCACUCAUCUCUACGAACCCGUUGCCAGCGUCAAGUCCGCCCUCCGAUGCAGCCACUGGUUCUCAAAACUCAGUCCUUGUCUCGCGACAGAUGAUGGAGACAAAGUUCGCCUCGACCAUGAUGGACGUGUUAGAUAUUUGCGUAAAGACAUUGAAGUCUCCUGACAAGACAUCACCGGAUCCAGCAGGUUAUCGUUGCGGUUUCCACUAUCUCUACACGUCACUGACGGGCAACCUUGGCAGCGUGCAGCCAAAAGACACAGCCAUCUCGACGGGUUUUCGCUCGGCGCUUAUGCUGUGGAAUGCACGCACCUUGACCACGCAGCAAGCCAACGAAACGAUAUAUAAGCUUGGUCCAAACAGUUAUUUCUCUGAAAGCUCCUAUGUAAUGCAUAACUGGACAACGAGGUACUGGGGUGAGAAGAAGUAUGGACAGUUGCUGGCUGUGAAGAAGGCGCAUGACCCGAAGAAUCUUUUCUGGUGUCAUCAUUGUGUCGGCGAUAACCCGAAGGAUGCAUAUGGAGAGCCGCUCGGUCCUCAGGGCGAUGUUGUUAAAGAGAAGAAGCCGAAGGUUGAAGUGAAGGACGAGCUAUAGUUGGGGACCUACGUGUUUUGGACAUUGUGAAUCCGGUCCGUUGAUCCAGAU
Fusarium graminearum PH-1 is the source of this 3795-nucleotide messenger RNA. RefSeq lists its product as uncharacterized. Lineage: Eukaryota; Fungi; Ascomycota; Sordariomycetes; Hypocreales; Nectriaceae. The coding region runs from base 1 to 3744 and encodes 1247 amino acids. Gene Ontology annotation, molecular function: oxidoreductase activity; ribonuclease T2 activity; RNA binding. The record is from RefSeq and is a predicted model, not a curated record. The transcript has a single exon.